GGCGUCGGAGAAGACUGGCGGUCCCCACAAAAACUAGCGAAGCAUCAAAUGAACGAUCCAUCAAAAUCAGUCUGCUUUGUUUUGCCCUUAAAAACCCACAAAAGUGACCUCUCCUGUAAACAGUAUCAUUAAGGCUUUAAACGCCGUCUCCAUAUAUAUAAACCCAUCUCCCACUUUUCUUACCCUCUCUACUCUCUUUCUGAACUCUGACCCAUCCAUUGCUUGCAAAGUUUGUUUGCUUGUGACAUUGACAAACACUAUUGAGAGUAAGAAACCUGUAACUCUCAUUACAUUCACUACUUCAUACUCUCUCCCUUCAGCUCACAACAAGUUUCAAAGUUUCUACUAAAACAAUGGAGUUGCAGUGCACAAUAUUAUAUUACUGUGCUUCAUUGAUUCUUUCAAUUUCAGGUUUUAUGUUUCCUGUAAUGGUGGAUUCAAUUGGGAUCAAUUAUGGCCAGAUAGCCAACAAUCUUCCCUCACCGGAUAAUGUAGUGCCUCUGGUUAAAUCAAUUGGUGCCACUAAAGUAAAGCUCUAUGAUGCAGAUCCAAGGGUGCUUCGAGCAUUUGCCAAUACUGGAGUGGAAUUCAUCGUAGGACUUGGAAACGAGUAUUUAUCAAAGAUGAGAGAUCCUGAUAAAGCUCAAGCCUGGGUCAAAUCCAAUGUUCAAGCCUACUUACCAGCAACCAAGAUUACCUGCAUAACAGCAGGCAACGAAGUGUUAACUUUCAACGACACCUCUCUCAGCGAUGACCUCCUUCCUGCAAUGCAAAGUGUCCACACUGCGCUUGUGAAUCUUGGACUAGACAAGCAGGUGAGUGUGACCACGGCUCACUCUCUAGCCAUUCUCGAGACCUCUUAUCCUCCAUCGGCCGGAGCUUUCCGGCGAGAUCUGGUCGGUUGUGUGACUCCUAUCUUAAAUUUCCACGCGAAAACUGGCUCUCCUUUCUUGAUCAACGCUUACCCUUACUUCGCAUACAAGGGGAAUCCGAAGCAAGUGAGUUUAGAUUUCGUUCUUUUCCAGCCCAACCAAGGCAUUGUAGAUCCAGCCUCGAAUCUCCACUACGAUAACAUGCUGUUCGCUCAGAUCGACGCCGUUUACUCUGCUUUAUCAUCCUUAGGUUACAAGAAGCUACCGAUUCACAUAUCGGAAACCGGCUGGCCAUCCAAGGGAGACGCGGAGGAGGCAGGGGCUACGCCGGACAAUGCGAAGAAGUACAAUGGGAACCUGAUUAAGCUAAUUGGUCAAAAGAAGGGGACUCCAAUGAGGCCAAACACGGACUUGAACAUCUAUGUGUUCGCUUUAUUUAACGAGAACAUGAAGCCUGGACCUACAUCUGAGAGGAACUACGGUCUAUUUAAGCCCGACGGAACGCCGGCGUAUUCACUGGGAAUCUCCUCAACCGACGCCGUGAGUGCUAACACAAGUUCAAGCGGAGGCAGCGUCAGUGCCGGAACUCCACCGACGGUGCCAGAGAGCUCUUCCACUGGUUACUUGUCUAUUUCUAGUGCAACGGGAACACAUAAGACUGUCAUUGGCCAUCUGUUUUUUCCGUUGGCAUUGUUGAUGAUCUGCUGGGCCUUCAGAUUUCCGUUUUGAACAGUACCUUUGCAACGGCUUCAUCGAAAGGGAAUCAGUCGGUAAAGCCAGAGGGCGAUGGGGAGAGGGAAAUCUAGAGUGAACAGGAAGCGGUUAUAGGGAAAGGUGAACUUCUGUUCCUUUACUUGUACGCUACAAAGUGCAAAGCAUCUAUCUUUUGCUUAGUUGACUCGUAACUGCCUGCCAGAAAGUGCCACCUUUGGUGGGCACAAAUUCGUAAUGACCUUUAAAUCUCCCUAAUUGGGCCCUUUGCUACCCACUUUUGUUGAUAAUUGAUGUCUUUGAUUUGUUUGAUUAAAAAAUUUAGAGCAAUUAUCGUCGGCUUUUGCACUUUUUAGUUGGCAAUAAACUGUCAACUUUUUUUCUUUUCACUUUGUCCUUUGCAGCGUAUUCAUUGUGUAACAAAUUUUAAAUUAUAUUAUCUUUGUUGAGGGGGGUCGUCUAGAUCAGCUACACGGAUUAUUCGCACUUA
This is a messenger RNA of Hevea brasiliensis (rubber tree), 2073 nucleotides long. Its product is annotated as glucan endo-1,3-beta-glucosidase 11. Gene Ontology annotation, molecular function: hydrolase activity, hydrolyzing O-glycosyl compounds. NCBI's taxonomy places the organism in Eukaryota, Viridiplantae, Streptophyta, Magnoliopsida, Malpighiales, Euphorbiaceae. The record is from RefSeq and is a predicted model, not a curated record. Gene Ontology annotation, biological process: carbohydrate metabolic process. Gene Ontology annotation, cellular component: plasma membrane. The transcript has 3 exons. Bases 354 to 1601 code for a protein of 415 amino acids.